This is a messenger RNA of Necator americanus (New World hookworm), 288 nucleotides long. RefSeq lists its product as uncharacterized. The transcript has a single exon. The record is from RefSeq and is a predicted model, not a curated record. NCBI's taxonomy places the organism in Eukaryota, Metazoa, Nematoda, Chromadorea, Rhabditida, Ancylostomatidae. Bases 1 to 288 code for a protein of 95 amino acids.
AUGGGAUUCGAACAGCAAUCCGAUGUGCCAGGAGAAUGGUAUUAUCUAGCGGAGCGAACGUCGAACAACGGUGACCGUCUGGUCAACUUGUGCGAACAGACGAGCCUCAUCAUCGCUUCCACCUUUAAGAGGAAUCAUCGACGCCAUCAGCUCACGUGGCAGGCGCCAACCCUUUUAACGCCCGAAGAGCAGCGCAAGCGGAAGAUGAGGACUCUUAAGCUUCAGCUUGACUACGUUCUGGCGAGGAACAUUCCUCAGCCAGAUAUCCGAAAAUCUAGAACUGUUUGA